This is a messenger RNA of Theobroma cacao (cacao), 1872 nucleotides long. RefSeq names its product Polyketide cyclase/dehydrase and lipid transport superfamily protein (gene CP5). The record is from RefSeq and is a predicted model, not a curated record. Lineage: Eukaryota; Viridiplantae; Streptophyta; Magnoliopsida; Malvales; Malvaceae. Gene Ontology annotation, molecular function: lipid binding.
AUUCCCAUAUCUUUAUCUCUUCACUCCAAUCAUUUCCUUUUUCUCUUAUUAUUCCCGUCCUUUUUUGUGAAAAAAAAUAAACCCCUUUCAGCUUAAAUUUUGUGGUUUGUUUGGUCUGGUUUUAGUGGUUUCUUUUUUUCUCUCUCUAUCUUCAAGCGAACCCUCGAGUAAUCCUGCGCUUAACGCUCACUCUUUCGAUUUCCAUCGAGGGUUUCUUUCUUUCUUUUUCUCUGAGAUGGGUGUGGUUUCAGUUUUUUUGGAGAUUUUGAGGAAACCCACAAUUGGGGAUGUGUUGAGCGAGUUAAUGAUGUUUAUAGCUCCUUUAUGGGUUGCUGUAAUAGUUGGGGUUUUGGUUGGAUGGGCUUGGAAGCCAAAGUGGGCAAGUUUAGGCAGAGAAAUGUUGAUGGAUUGUUCUGGUUCCAAGGAUUCAACUCCUGCUGCUUCAGAGUCUUCUUCUCCUGGUUUUGGUUCCAUUUCAAGCUUGAAUUUGAUCAAGUUUCAGUUACCUAGUUGCAUCCCUUGGAUUACAGAUGAAGGGGCUCAAAAGGAUUCUUUUUCUUUGCCACCUACCAUUGAUUCCAAUUGCAGUUCAUCACAGAUUGGGAAGGAAAAAACGGGUUUUGUGACAGAUGAGGAUUUAGAGCAUUUGUGUAAAUUAGUUGAAGAAAAAGAUGGAGGUCCUGCUUGGAUUCAGAUGAUGGAUCGCUCUACACCAACUAUGGGCUACCAGGCUUGGCGAAGAGAUCCUCAGACUGGCCCUCCACAAUAUCGUAGCCGGACUGUUUUUGAUGAUGCCACUCCUGAGAUGGUGAGGGAUUUCUUUUGGGAUGAUGAAUUUCGAGCAAAGUGGGAUGACAUGCUUGUUAGUUCUGCAACUAUGGAGGAUUGCCCCACCACAGGGACCAUGGUGGUCCACUGGGUUCGCAAGUUUCCCUUCUUCUGUAGCGACAGAGAAUACGUGAUAGGUCGUCGGAUUUGGGAGUCUGGGCGGUUCUAUUACUGUGUUACUAAGGGAGUACCAUAUGCCUCUGUGCCAAGAAAAAACAAACCCAGGCGCGUUGAUUUGUACUAUUCAAGUUGGUGUAUCCGUGCAGUUGAAUCGAGGAAAGGCGAUGGCCAGCUGACUGCAUGUGAGGUGUUACUUUUUCAUCAUGAAGAUAUGGGUAUACCAUGGGAAAUUGCAAAGCUUGGAGUCAGGCAAGGUAUGUGGGGAGCUGUGAAGAAGAUUGACCCUGGCUUGCGUGCAUAUCAGAAGGAGAGAGCAUCUGGAGCGCCCCUAUCACAUUGUGCUUUCAUGGCUCAGAUAAACGCCAAAGUAAGUGCAGACUACCUGAGAUCCUUAGAAAGCAACAGUAGCGAUUCAUCAGAGCUUGAAACACAUAAUAAAUCUGAGAAACCAUUGGGGAGGAACAUUCCCAAACUUCUAGUUAUUGGUGGGGCUAUUGCCCUUGCUUGUAGUCUUGAUCGAGGGCUCUUGACCAAAGCUGUUAUAUUUGGAGUAGCCCGAAGAUUUGCAAAAAUUGGAAGGAGGUUGUAAUUCAGAAUGCAUUUGUCAUCAUUCAAGGAUGCCAGCGAAGCAAAUUGCCGCUGCAAUGAAGUCAGAUGUUGCCCUUCUCACUGUCCUGCUUUAAAGGAUUGAAAGGUUGUAUAAGGUUUUUUCUGUUGGGGCCAUGAAGCAACUUCAUAUCCGGUGAAAUAGAAAAGAUCAGAUAGUUGGAUUUUUUUAAAUGGCCAUGUCAACAAAGGAUCUCAUGCUGCAAAAUAAACAGAAAGCAAGUUUCCUUUCUUGUUCAGUUGCUCAUCUAUCUAAAUUCUUUUUCUCGCUUAAUUAGAGCCCUUAUCUAUCUUAAUAUGUUUCCUCCCUUGAUUAUA